GUAUAUAUAGGCUCAGUGUUUACAGUUAGCUAGUUAGAAGUCUUUUUGUUUUUGUCAUUGUCACAAGGCAACAUGUCCCGGCUGAAUAUCAGCCUACUUUAUUUUUCUUAACCCUUCGACCAUAACUAGUGUGAAAUACACUGCUAAAGCUUUUCAGGAUACAGAUUAACUCUUCUUCAACUUGUUUAUCCACUGGUGACAGAGGAGGAAGCGUCAUCUGGAACCUUCUGCAUAAGGUAUCUUUAAAAGUACUUAAAAAAAAGGCGUAUAUUGAAGGUGGCAGCCAUGGUAUUGAUUCUGGGCAGAAGGUUGAACAGGGAGGACUCUGGAAUCAGAGACUCACCAGCUGUCAAGCGCAAGGUGUUCGAGGUUGAAUGCAAAAAUAUAGCCAGCCAGGAUGUCCUGGAUUUCUGCUCUGGAUCCUCACACUCGGAGGGCAUUCUGCAGGUGUUCAAUGAAUUCCGUGACUGCCGCCUUUUCACCGAUGUGGUCAUCAGCGUGCAGGGCCGUGAGUUUCCCUGCCACCGCGCUGUGUUAUCUGCCUGCUCUUCCUACUUCAGAGCCAUGUUCUGUAAUGAUCACCGCGAGAGCCGUGAGAUGCUUGUCGAGAUUAAUGGCAUCCUGGCCGAGGCGAUGGACUCCUUCCUCAACUACGUUUACACUGGACGUGCCAAAAUCACCACUGAAAAUGUCCAGUUUCUCUUUGAAACCUCCAGCCUCUUCCAGAUCACCACACUUCGCGAUGCCUGCGCUAAGUUCCUAGAGGACCAGCUGGACCCAUGUAACUGCUUGGGCAUCCAGCGCUUUGCAGAUGCGCAUUCUCUGAAGCAGCUGGCCAGCCGCUGCCGCAGUUACGCCCUGGCCAACUUCUCAGAGGUGGUUCUUCACGAGGAGUUCCUCGACCUGCAUAAAGAAGAGCUGGAAGAGUACAUUAACAGUGAUGAGCUUUCUGUCUGUAAGGAGGAGUUUGUGUUUGAGGCAGUGAUGCGUUGGGUGUACCACAGCGUGGAGAGCAGGAGGCCCAUACUGAAGGCUCUGCUCCACCAUGUCCGCUUGCCACUUCUGCACCCCAGCUACUUUGUUCAGACGGUGGAAGGAGACCAGCUCAUCCAGACUGCCCCGGAGUGCUACCAGCUUCUCCAUGAGGCCAGGCGGUACCACGUGCUUGGAAAUGAAAUGAUGUCACCCAGAACUCGUCCACGCAGGUCGACUGGCUACACAGAGGUGAUUGUGGUGGUCGGUGGCUGUGAGCGGGUGGGGGGCUUCAACCUUCCCUACACUGAAUGCUAUGAUCCAGUCACAGGAGAAUGGAAAUCACUGGCAAAACUGCCCGAGUUCACCAAGUCAGAGUAUGCCGUCUGUGCCCUUCGCAACGACAUCCUGGUGUCAGGCGGUCGCAUAAACAGCAGGGAUGUGUGGAUGUAUAACUCCCAGCUCAACCUGUGGAUCAGAGUGGCUUCUCUUAACAAAGGUCGCUGGAGACACAAGAUGGGUGUACUACUGGGCAAGGUCUACGCUGUGGGUGGUUAUGAUGGCCAGAGCCGCCUGAGCAGUGUGGAGUGUUAUGACUCCUUCUCAAACCGUUGGACAGAAGUGGCUCCCAUGAAAGAAGCUGUAAGCUCUCCAGCUGUGGCCAGCUGUGCAGGCAAGCUCUUUGUCAUUGGAGGAGGGCCUGACGAUGAAACCUGUUCAGACAAGGUUCAGUGCUAUGAUCCAGAGACAGAUUCCUGGUUGCUACGUGCCAACAUCCCCAUUGCCAAGCGUUGCAUCUCAGCAGUAUCUCUCAACAAUCUGAUCUAUGUGUGCGGCGGUCUCACAAAGUCCAUCUACUGCUACGACCCUGUAGAGGACUACUGGAUGCAUGUGGUUCAGAGCUUUAACAAACAGGAGAGCUGUGGCAUGUCAGUGUGUAACGGAAAGAUCUACAUCCUUGGUGGCAGAGGGGAAAAUGGCGACGCCACAGACACCAUCCUGUGUUACGACCCAGCAACAGGCAUCAUCACAGGAGCAGCCACCAUGCCGCGAGCCAUCUCCUACCAUGGUUGUGUAACCAUCCACCGUUACAAUGACAGAUACUUCAAGUCAUGACCCUGAACAGAAACACGCACAGACACACUCUCAAUAUGAGAGCAAACACUAAAGAACUCUCCAAGUACUCGUACCACAUACACAGCAUAAACAUUAACCAAAUUUUUUUUUUAAUAAGAGGCACAUUUAAUAGUUCAAACCACAGUAUCAGUGAGCUAAUUUAUUUCCUCAUAGCAUCAUGUAGCAAGACUCAUUGUGGUGCUGUGAAUCUUUUGUUGUCUUUAUAGCCUUUCUGUGGAAGUGCUUAGAUGUUGAUAACACUAAUGACUUUUCUGCAACCAGAGAUAAAGUGGAAACAGAUCAGCAUGAUAGCUGUGCUUUGUAUCAGUAGUUUCUGCACAGUACUGGGAAGAAAUGCAUAAUUUGUAAUAGAACUAAAGAAGCUGUUGAUGAUCAUCAGUCAUAAAUCAUACUAUAGAUAUUUGGGAAAAAACAAAUCCCGAUUACUUGUUCAUUUAUAAAGACUCUAAAUUCAGAUUUCUUUUUUGCAUAUAAUGGCACCAAAAACAUCACAGCUGAGAGUCCAUAGGGCAAAAUAGCACUGCAGAGAAAAAUCUUAAUUUGAUUUUGGGGUGAACUAAAGUUAAUCAGUAAGUGAAAAACAAAUGGUAAUACUCCCAGUUACUUUAAUAAUUUUUGGCCUUCGAUUUAUUAAUUUUAUUUGUCAUAUCAUUUAUAUAUAGGUCAUAAGUAAAAAAAACAACAAAAAAAACUUCCCAGCCCUCUGCUUUUAUUGCUGUGCAAAAUAUAACCCCGAGAUUUAGGUCAUUGAUGAUUAAUGAGGGUUCUGAUGAGUAAAAACAACACUUUAAGGCAAACACGAAAAAUACCCACAAAGAGCCAUAUAUAUA
Messenger RNA from Archocentrus centrarchus (flier cichlid), 2939 nucleotides. It is a transcript of the gene klhl24a, whose product is annotated as kelch-like family member 24a. Gene Ontology annotation, molecular function: protein binding. Lineage: Eukaryota; Metazoa; Chordata; Actinopteri; Cichliformes; Cichlidae. The record is from RefSeq and is a predicted model, not a curated record. Bases 286 to 2088 code for a protein of 600 amino acids. The transcript is spliced from 8 exons.